Condylostylus longicornis is the source of this 1521-nucleotide messenger RNA. Its product is annotated as peroxisomal catalase-like. NCBI's taxonomy places the organism in Eukaryota, Metazoa, Arthropoda, Insecta, Diptera, Dolichopodidae. Gene Ontology annotation, molecular function: heme binding; catalase activity. Gene Ontology annotation, biological process: hydrogen peroxide catabolic process; response to hydrogen peroxide. The record is from RefSeq and is a predicted model, not a curated record. Gene Ontology annotation, cellular component: mitochondrion; peroxisome; cytoplasm.
AUGGCAUCUCAAGCCUCUCGAUACGCAAAGUGGGAGUCUUCAAACAAUGGAAAUGGUCGCCGCUAUAUCACAACAACCUCUGGUGCCCCAGUUGACUCAAACCAGAACUCAAUCACUUUGGGGCCGAAGGGUCCGAUUCUUCUUUCUGACUUCCAUCUAAUUGACAAGUUGGCGCAUUUCGACAGAGAAAGGAUUCCUGAGAGGGUUGUGCAUGCGAAGGGUGCAGGAGCACACGGAUACUUCGAAGUAACGCAUGAUAUCACGCAAUAUACAAAAGCUAAAAUGUUUGAGCGGAUCGGAAAACGGACUCCUUGCUUCCUCCGCUUUUCGACCGUCGGUGGUGAAAAAGGAUCCCAAGAUACCGCGCGGGAUCCUCGUGGGUAUGCCAUAAAAUUCUACACAGAGGAGGGAAAUUGGGACAUGGUCGGAAACAAUACUCCUAUUUUCUUCAUUCGGGAUCCAGUGAAGUUCCCAGAUUUUAUCCACACUCAAAAGAAACACCCGCAGACGAAUAUUCCAGAUGCAGACAUGUUUUGGGAUUUUCUAUCGUUAGUUCCUGAAUCAGUUCAUCAGGUUACAAUUCUGUUUUCCGACCGAGGAACGCCAUACAGCUACCGUCACAUGAACGGCUAUGGUUCUCAUACCUUCAAACUCAUUAAUCGGAAUGGGGAAGUUCAUUACUGCAAAUUUCAUUUUAAAACUGAUCAAGGAAUAAAGAACUUUACUGGGGAAGAAGCGCAAAAGAUGGGAGCUCAGGAUCCUGAUUGGUCAACAAGAGAUCUCUUUAAUUCGAUUCAAAAAGGAAACUAUCCGUCUUGGAGUCUUUAUCUUCAAAUCAUGUCACCCCAAGAAGCAGAGACAUACCGAUGGAAUGUAUUGGAUGUCACCAAAGUGUGGCCUCAUAAGGAUCAUCCAUUGAUUCCUGUUGGGAAACUUGUCCUUAAUAGAAAUCCAGAUAACUAUUUCGCUGAUACUGAGCAGUCAGCGUUCGCUCCGGUGCAUCUGGUCCCAGGAAUUGAAGCAUCUGAAGAUAAAAUGUUGCAAGGACGUCUCUUCAGUUAUGCUGAUACACAUCGCCAUCGUCUUGGUGGAAACUACCAACAAAUCCCUAUCAAUGCCCCGUGGAAUUGUCCGAUGGGAAAUUAUAAUACGCGAGAUGGAUUCGCCAAUGUUGAUGGAAAUCGAGGAUCAACUCCGAAUUAUGAACCAAAUUCCAUCAUGGGAACUCCAGCACAAGCACCAGAAUUCGCACCCGCUCCAGUUUAUGCUUCUGGCCUCUCCGGCCGAUAUGAUAUCUUGACUGACGAGGAUUUCGUUCAGCCUGGAAAUUUGUAUCGCAACGUGAUGACAGAAACAGACCGUCAGCAUCUCAUCUCGAAUAUCUGUGGACAUCUUAAAAAUGCAAAACGAGAGAUCCAGGAACGCAUGGUUACUGUUUUUGCGAGAUGUGAUAUGGAUUACGGGAGAAGAGUCGCCAAGGGAUUGGGACUUCCAGCACCAACAACUCCGUCGAAGUUAUGA